Messenger RNA from Cryphonectria parasitica EP155, 870 nucleotides. RefSeq lists its product as uncharacterized. Lineage: Eukaryota; Fungi; Ascomycota; Sordariomycetes; Diaporthales; Cryphonectriaceae. The record is from RefSeq and is a predicted model, not a curated record. Gene Ontology annotation, biological process: protein lipoylation. The annotation marks the transcript as partial. The transcript has 3 exons. Gene Ontology annotation, cellular component: mitochondrion; cytoplasm. Gene Ontology annotation, molecular function: lipoyltransferase activity.
GCCCACGCCUCUUCGAAGGUGCAAGUCUACACCUCGCGCACCCACGAUCCUUACCUCAACCUCUCAGCUGAGCACUUCCUCCUCCAGACCUCGCACCCUGAUUCCACGGUGCUAUUUCUCUACGCCAAUGACCCGUGUGUGGUGAUUGGUCGGAAUCAGAACCCCUGGCUGGAGCUCAAUUUGGGCCUACUGCGCUCCUAUCGGGCUGCUGUUGAUGUGGCUGGUAGUGGGGCGACGACGACGAAUGUGGCACUGGUGAGACGCCGUUCCGGCGGCGGCGCGGUAUUCCACGACCGUGGAAACGUCAACUACAGCGUCAUCUGCCCACCAGCCCAGUUCGACCGCGACAAACACGCCGAGAUGGUAGUCCGCGCCCUGCACCGGCUGGGCGUGCCCACGGCCAAGGUCAACGCGCGGCACGACAUCGUCAUAGACGGUGGCGACGAUGGCGGUGCGGCAGAGACCUUCAAGAUCUCUGGGUCGGCGUACAAGCUCACCCGGCUGAGAUCCCUGCACCACGGGACAUGCCUCCUGUCGUCGCCGAACCUGCGCGACAUCGGCAGGCUGCUGAGAUCGCCGGCCGAAGGGUACAUGAAGGCCAGAGGGGUGGAGAGCGUGCGCAGUCGGAUCCGCAAUGUCGGGAUUGGGAGUGAGGAGUUUGUGGAGGCUGUGAUGGGGGAGUUCAGGGCCAUGUAUGGACCGCCGGACCUGCAAACUGUGAUGGGCGAGGGAAAGGAUGUGCCUGAUUUUGCGGAUGAGAAGAUCCGGAAGGGUUAUGAGGAACUUACGUCUCGAGAGUGGAUCUACAACCAGACACCCCUCUUCACCUUCUCAACCCAUCCUUCCGAGGAAGACCCUCGAGAGCGCCCA